Molecule: messenger RNA, 2073 nt
Organism: Eubalaena glacialis (North Atlantic right whale)
Lineage: Eukaryota; Metazoa; Chordata; Mammalia; Artiodactyla; Balaenidae
Gene: CHTOP
Product: chromatin target of PRMT1
Exons: 6
Coding region: 295-1044 (249 amino acids)
Source: RefSeq, a predicted model, not a curated record
GCGGCCAUUUUGUUUUCGACACCGAGCGGGAGUUGACGGCAGCCGCUGUGGUGAAAGGCAGGAAAGGGCAGGCCGGUUAGCAGGCGAACGGGCCAACCGGACAGCCAGCCAACAGCAACGAACUAACCUAGCAAUCUACCGCUUAACACAUCUAACUAACCGCCCACCAAGUUAACCCGAGCCCCUCCACCGUCAACUUAGAUUCGGCCGGCCCCCGGCCCGCCUGCCGCAGCCGUGGUGGCAGCCCCGGGAGGAGCACUGGCGUCCGUUUCCUUCGAUUCUCGGGAUUUGAAGAUGGCUGCACAGUCAGCGCCGAAAGUUGUGCUAAAAAGCACCACCAAGAUGUCUCUAAAUGAGCGCUUUACUAAUAUGCUGAAGAACAAACAGCCGAUGCCAGUGAAUAUUCGGGCUUCGAUGCAGCAACAACAGCAGCUAGCCAGUGCCAGAAACAGAAGACUGGCCCAGCAGAUGGAGAAUAGACCCUCUGUCCAGGCAGCAUUAAAACUUAAGCAGAAGAGCUUAAAGCAGCGCCUGGGUAAGAGUAACAUCCAGGCACGGUUAGGCCGACCAAUAGGGGCCCUGGCCAGGGGAGCAAUCGGAGGACGAGGCCUGCCCAUUAUCCAGAGAGGCUUGCCCAGAGGAGGACUUCGUGGGGGACGUGCCACAAGAACCCUACUUAGGGGCGGGAUGUCGCUCCGAGGUCAAAACCUGCUCCGAGGUGGACGAGCCGUAGCUCCCCGAAUGGGCUUAAGAAGAGGUGGUGUUCGAGGUCGUGGAGGUCCUGGGAGAGGGGGCCUAGGGCGUGGAGCUAUGGGUCGUGGCGGAAUCGGUGGUAGAGGUCGGGGUAUGAUAGGUCGGGGAAGAGGGGGCUUUGGAGGCAGAGGACGAGGCCGUGGACGAGGGAGAGGUGCCCUUGCUCGCCCUGUACUGACCAAGGAGCAGCUGGACAACCAACUGGAUGCGUACAUGUCAAAAACGAAAGGACACCUGGAUGCUGAGUUGGAUGCCUACAUGGCUCAGACAGAUCCCGAAACCAAUGAUUGAAGCCUGCCCACCCUCCUGUGAGAUUCUUGUUAAAGUCACACAUCUGUAAAUAACCUUGAGAUAACAGAUGAGAAGAAACUUGAUUGAUGCUGGAAGGACCUAUCAUAAUAGGCUAUGGACUGACUUGCCACCAGUUUGUGCAUUUAGUGUGUUCCUUUUACUUUUUGAUACUGUGUUGUAUGAAACCCUUUUUUCCUCUGACUUGGGUUUUGUUUUGUUUUGUUGUUGUUUGGGGUUUUUUUCCUUUGCCCAGACUUCUCUUUGAACAUGAAUUUGUUGGCCUUGUGGCUAGUACACCCUCUUCCCCGCUCUGCCUUCCCUCACUUGUCAUAUGCUUUGACAUUCUGACAUUUCCUCUGUUCAUCUCCCAUGAAAAAGUACCAGAAAGAGCCCAUCAAUGUCCCUCCUUAAUGUCUAGGUUUCUGAGAUACAGUUCUGUUCUGCAUCAUCUUUAAAGAGCCUCUUAAAAGUGUUUAGAAAAUCUGGAGCUCAAAAAUGCAUUCUGCCACGCUGAUGUUUUAGUAAAGUAAAUUAGGAACUUUGACAUAGCUACAGGGCCACCUAACAAGUUACACACGGUAGCAGCUCUGAUUUGAUUAAAGUUAUUACCAUGUACAUUUACACCACAUAACCAGUGUACUAGGUCAGGUAUGUGCACUUUCUACCCUGGAAUGAGAUAUAUAAACUUUUCCUCUUGGCUUUGCAUCAUGCCCAAAGGGUAUUUUUGGAUUGGCUUACACCUACAAAAGAGUGGGGAAAGCCGUUUGGUUUGGCAGAUGCUUCAGAAGGGAAAGGGCUGGAAAUUGAUGGCAGAUAUCUGGUGGGAGGAGUCAGAAGAUAUCCAUGCUGAAAUGCUAUUAUCCUUAUGUUUAUACCAGGCCGAUCUUGGGCUUCAUUCAUUGACUUUGUUUGACCCUUAUUCCCCUUGAAGUUUUAAUUAAGUUCAGCCAUGUUCUGUCAACUGUUCCAGUUUCAGUAGAGUCUUUUGUUUCUGGUUCAUUAUAACAAGAAAUUGUUCUCUGAAAUCCA